AUGGAAGAUACUUUUGACAUUAUCCUUGACGACACCUCGAAACCGGUAUGGGAAAAUAGGGCCGAGUCUCCAAUAAUCGAUUACGUUCCUGCAAGUAUACCAAUGGGCAAGUACAAGCUAAAAUUAAAAUACGGGGGUUUCUUUCGGUUAGCGAAGAACACUUGUAAGAAAAUAUAUUGCUUUGGCUCUCAAAAAUGCAUCCACAUAGACACAUGGUCCUACAAUUUGAGUCAACUAAACGAAGAAGUUAUAAAGCGUUAUUCAUCAAAGAACAAUCCAAAAUUUUCAAUUUCCUAUGUUGAUAAGUGUGCAUCAGGCCAAUCCUUUAUUGAGCUUGAUUCUGAUGAGAAGUUCAUGGCUAUGCUUAAUAUGUAUGAAAAAGAGAAAGAUGUAACCAUUUACAUCACAACAGAGAAUAACCACAACUCAAACAAUGAGUGUGCGCAUAACCAUUUAUGUGACAACAUAAAUGAACCCCAUGAUGAUUCAGACUACUGUCCUAGUGAAGAAAGCUAUUAUAGUCACCUUAGUUCUGAGAAUGAAGAUGAGCCAACAAAUGAUGAUGAAGCAGCUUACUCUUUUAGUAAGAAUACUCUAUGCAUGAAAGUUGGCACAAAAUUUGAAAAUGUGGUUGCUUUUCGGAGAGCUUUGAACCAUUACGCAAUCAUAAAUGAGUUUGACUACUAUAUUCAAAAAAGUGACCCGACACGAUUCACAGCAAGGUGUGAAAAUAUAGAUUGCAAUUGGAGAAUUUAUGCGUCUGUCAUGCAAGAUGGUAUUACCUUUGAAGUUAGGAAACUUGAAGAAUGA
This is a messenger RNA of Lactuca virosa, 810 nucleotides long. Lineage: Eukaryota; Viridiplantae; Streptophyta; Magnoliopsida; Asterales; Asteraceae. The record is from the annotation of a GenBank genome assembly.